GGUGUGCCAAGGGGCUAAGGAAGCCCGCUGGGGAGUAAGGGCCCAUCCAUUUCGAUUCCAGUGAGUGGCCUCUUUUUCCCAUUUUAAGGACCUGGCCAUGGGGACUGACAUGGAUGGAAAGAAGAUCAAAGACCCCAUGAAGAUCAUCAUACCCAUCCUGCUGGACCCCAGCGUGCAGGCCUAUGACAAGAUCCGCAUCAUCCUGCUCUAUAUCUUCCUGAAGAACAGUGUGAGCGAGGAGAUCCUCAGCAAGCUGAUCCAGCAUGCCAACAUCCAGCAGCAGAGCGACAUCAUCCACAACAUGCAGCUCCUGGGCACCUCCCUCACGCCUGGGAAGGGGCAGCUGCGACCCGAGAGGAAGUUGCGGCUGGAGUCCACCUACCGGCUCUCCCGCUGGACCCCCAGGCUCAAGGACGUCAUGGAGGACAUCACUGAGGACAGACUGGACAAGAAGCUGUGGCCCUUCAUGUCGGACCUGGUCCCUACAACCAGCUCCCGGGCUGCUGUCAGCCCCUACUUCAGGCAUUGGCACAAGAACAAGCCAGCGGUCGAGUACCCAACGGGCCCGCGCCUCAUCAUCUACGCGCUGAGUGGAGUGUCCAUGUCUGAGAUGCGCUGCGCCUACGAAGUGACCCAGGCCAGUGAGGGCAAGUGGGAGGUGGUGAUCGGUUCCAGUCACAUCCUGACCCCCAAGCGCUUCCUGGAUGACGUCCAAACCCUCGACCAGCUGGCCCCCAAAGAGGCCAAGAAGCAGCCCCUUCCCCCAGAGACUCUGCCCCCCACAGCUCGCUGCCCCCAGCUCCACCUGCUCUUUUCAACAAGGCACCUUCCCCCCUACUCCUGA
Messenger RNA from Gopherus flavomarginatus (Mexican gopher tortoise), 844 nucleotides. Its product is annotated as syntaxin-binding protein 2-like. Gene Ontology annotation, molecular function: syntaxin-3 binding. Gene Ontology annotation, biological process: vesicle-mediated transport; intracellular protein transport; neurotransmitter secretion. Lineage: Eukaryota; Metazoa; Chordata; Testudines; Testudinidae. The transcript has 7 exons. The record is from RefSeq and is a predicted model, not a curated record. Gene Ontology annotation, cellular component: secretory granule; plasma membrane. Bases 98 to 844 code for a protein of 248 amino acids.